Molecule: messenger RNA, 888 nt
Organism: Echinostoma caproni
Lineage: Eukaryota; Metazoa; Platyhelminthes; Trematoda; Plagiorchiida; Echinostomatidae
Source: the annotation of a GenBank genome assembly
AUGGCAGCCGACCGAGAAGAGGUCGGACAAGACAUCACUUUUAAUUCAAUCGUAUUUCUACACCAAAAAUAUUUAACCUGUUUCUAUACCAAUGCUCAAGGACUCUUCAGCAAAUUUCCAGAGCUGAAUUUUCGAUUCAUAUCAGGUCAAUGGGAUAUUAUUGCUGUUACAGAAACGUGGCUUACAGCUGAUAUUCCGGACUCCGAAUUGUCCUUACCAGGAAUGUCUCUGCUCAGAUGCGAUCGUCCUACCCGUGGCGGUGGUGUUCUACUCUAUUAUCGUAAAGACCUUGAUUGCGAGCAAAUCCAUCCUCCAGUUUCGACUCCUAACACUCUGUGGUGUAGGCUGAGACUGUCCAAACACGAUGGUUGUUUGAUUGGUGUCAUCUAUCGCCCUCCGUCGGCCACGGAAUCAGCCAAUAUGACCCUUUUGAACACUAUGUUACACAUUCUCGCAAAAAGAUUCACACAUGUUUUGCUAAUGGGUGAUUUCAACUGUCCAAACCUCGGCAAACCAAUGACUUCUCAUCCCUUAUUCGGACAGCAAUUCAUAAAGCUGAUUGCCUCACAACCACUGUACAACCACGUGAAAGAGCAUAUCAGAUUCGGAAACUUGCAAUCACCAUCCAUCCUGGAUUUAGUGUUGACAAACGAAGAGUUGAUGAUAGAAUCUGUUGCCGUUACGACCCCUCUGGGACGCAGUGACCAUGCUGUACUGUUGUUCAAAUAUAUUUGUUACGCUUCUGUCAAAGCAAUCAACCCAAAAAACGUUCGCACAUUCAUAGACUAUGCAAAGUUGGAGAGCUUGGCUCCUUCCAUUCAGUGGAUAUCUCAUAGGGAAGAGUACAACCAUUUAUCCUUGUGGCACGAAUUCACUGACAGUCUGUAA